AUGUGGGAUUUGUUUUGGGAAACUAGAAAAUUUUCUAAAAAAUUCUCUGUUAAAAAUUUGCGUGUAGCCUCAGUCACCUCAACUAAAGCAGAAUUACUUUGGAAUGAAAUUGAAUGUGAACUUCGUCAUGGACGUAUUAUCGGUUAUGAAUACGAAUUGGAUGAUACAAGCGGGGAAAGUCAAAAUAUAAGUGAACAAUCAACGGCUAGAAGAGUUUCUUUGGAUGGAUUGAUCCCUUUUACUGAAUAUAGAGCUAGAGUGAGAGGAAAAAAUUCGAAAGGGGAAGGGCCGUUUUCUGAAUAUGUUGCUUUUAGAACUUUGCCUGCUGCACCACCUCCACCCACCGAUCUUCGCAUUGAAGAACAACUUGCCCAUGCAUUAGAGAUAUCCUUCUUGCCCCCACACCCACCUAAUGGAAUUUUGGACCAAUACAGAAUUAGAUGGACUCCUCACAAAAAGUUUAAUUAUCGCGAUCAAAAAGUGCCAGCAUAUCAAUUGGAAUGUUCAACACCUCAAAUGAGAGGAAGGCUAUGUUAUAGAAUUACUGGAUUGGAACCGGAACAAGAAUAUGAAAUACAAGCUGCAGCACACACUGAACACGGAGAUUGGGGAGACUGGAGUGAACCUUUGAUUACUCCCACAGGAAUACAAAUAAUUCCCGUAUUAGAAGCGCCUUUAGAACUUGAUUUUGUCCAUUCAACAAGUAUCGGUGUCAGAUGGCGUGGUCUAGAUGAAAAAGACGCUGAACAUAUUGUUGGCUAUAUUCUUGAAUAUAAAUCAGAAGAUGACACAGAUUGGACUGAAUGGAAUGGGGUUGUUAGACAUCGAUCUAGACAACCUGAAUAUAAAGCAACUGUUAAAGGAUUGAUUGAAUCUACUGAAUAUUUCUUUCGAUUGAGGGUUGUUGGAAAAGGUGACAAACGUGGAGGACCUGGACCUGAGUUGAAAGCAAUCACAAAAUGUGGAAAACCAGAACAGCCCCCAGGAAAUGUCCGUAUUGAACCUGUUGAUUUCCAACAAGUCAAAAUUGUCUGGGAACCUCCAGACGAAACCACAUGGAAAUGUGAUCAAGUAAACUUGGCUCUUCAUUAUACAAAUGCAAGUGGCCAACAAAGGACUAUGACAUUUCCUCCAGAUGGACCUAAAGAGGUUUUGUUCGACUCUGUCCCCGGCACUCGUUGGGAGGCAAAAAUGCGCACAGAAACUGUUGAACCUGGAGAAGAACCAAAACAUUCUGGAUGGAGUAACCGAGCAGUUCUCGUCACAAAGGCACCCCCUUCUGAGAUAUUCCUUAAAACAAACGCUCUUGGUCCAACACAGGGAGAAGCAUUUUGGGGACUUCCGGCUGAAUAUGCGGACUGGCCUUGGGGUGUAGAUUUACAAUAUAGAUUGCUUCAAUUGGGUGGUUGCAAAAAAUUAGACAAAUCAAUGACACAACCUGUUGUUCUUGAAAAUGUUCAGGACAAACAUGUUUUGUUAGACAAUCUUUACCCCGGUUCUGAAUACGAAGUGACCGUCACAUUGCGUCAACCACCAGGCUAUGACAGAAGAAUUCCACCUAAAAAAGCUGUUCAACGAUUCAAAACCGAAGAUCAACCCCCAACUGGAGCCCCGCACAAAUUACGAGUUGAAAGCCGUCAAGACACAAAAUUGGGCUUUGGUUGGGAACCACCAGAAUGUUUGGAACAGAACGGAGAAAUUAGUCAAUACGAAUAUGAAUUGGUUGGGUUAGAAGAUUGGAAUCAAGGAACUCGUGAAGGCGUUAGCCCUAGAACGCGCGCAGACAUUGGAGAAUUACAACCUGGAUCUCUUUAUCGUUUUCGUGUUAGGGCAUUUACUUCAGCUGGCCCUGGACCUUGGAGUGAACCUAUUGAUGCUAGAACUACUGGUUCCGAAAUCGGCCCUCCACGUGAUUUAACUGCUCUAAAAACAGCCGAUACAUUUGUGGAACUAGCUUGGCUUCCUCCACAUCCAGAAACAUCGACUAUUACUGCAUAUAGAGUCCGUUAUGGACCUUCAGCUGAUACUUCGAGAACUCAGGAGAUUAUUUUGCGGGGUGACGAAUUAACCUGUUCUGGUUAUGAAAGCUCUUCAGCUAUACUAACAACCGGUGACCGUCUCUGUACAACAGUAACUGGACUAAAACAGCUGAGUACCUACCGAUUCGCAGUUCAAGCCCAAGCAUCAUCAGGAAAUUGGGGGCCUUUUACGCCGGACAUUUUUGCAACAACAAGUUCACCCAUAGUUGGAGAACUCUAUGAAGGAGGAAAUAUAAAAUUGCUCUCAGCUGGACACGACAAUUUAAAAAUUAAAUGGACACCGCCAGGAAUUCUUGCCCCAACAAUUGAUAGAUAUGAAUUGUUAAUUGCAAUGGCUGCUCCUUUGGAAACGGCUAAAAGAUAUGAUACUCCGGGCUCUCAGACUGAUUAUCAUUUUAAGGGAUUAAAUCCUAUUACUUUAUACAACAUAACUGUGAGAGGAUUGCAAGACAACAAAUCAAAGUGGACGAUAUCUGGUACAUUUGCCACUACUGACAAAACCGAACCAACAGAACUUGAUUGGCUUGGACCUCCCACAGAUCUUCGUCUAAUCGAAAAAUCUGACACAAUGCUUCACGUUACAUGGACACCUCCAGAUAUAUUUGAGCCAGAAUAUCGGGAUCUGUUAACACAUUAUCGUGUCACUAUUGCUCCUGUCGAUGAAUAUACAAUGAAAAUGGGGCCUAGAAAGAAUUACACUGUUAUGGGUUGGUGGUUAAUAAUAUAUAGAAAGAUUUUUAGAGUAUUGGAUUAUAUGGCAAAUUAA
Molecule: messenger RNA, 2805 nt
Organism: Meloidogyne enterolobii
Lineage: Eukaryota; Metazoa; Nematoda; Chromadorea; Rhabditida; Meloidogynidae
Source: the annotation of a GenBank genome assembly